This is a messenger RNA of Callorhinus ursinus (northern fur seal), 4489 nucleotides long. It is a transcript of the gene KCNQ4, whose product is annotated as potassium voltage-gated channel subfamily Q member 4. NCBI's taxonomy places the organism in Eukaryota, Metazoa, Chordata, Mammalia, Carnivora, Otariidae. Gene Ontology annotation, molecular function: voltage-gated potassium channel activity. The record is from RefSeq and is a predicted model, not a curated record. Gene Ontology annotation, cellular component: membrane; voltage-gated potassium channel complex. Gene Ontology annotation, biological process: potassium ion transmembrane transport.
AUGCCGCCCGGCGCACUAAGGGCACGACCCGACGACGGGGCACGCCUCCUCGCUAACACCACCACCACCACCCAGCGGGGCCUGGACCGUGCACACUCAUCUUCACACCUAUCCACACAGUGCCCACGCCACGCACCUGCACGGACCCUAUCCCGUCCCCGCGCGCACCCACAGCCACCCGCGCUGCACGCACGGGGCACGCACUUCUGCAGCCACUCACACCUAAACUCCAUGGGACGCCGAGUCCGGUCCACGGCCGCGGCCCCCACUCCCCACCCCACGCCCCACUUUCCGCAACCCCACGCGAGGCGUCCCACCCCAGCCCGGCCUUCGGGUCCCGGCUGCCCCUCGCAGCAGUGCACGCCACUUGCACGCGGCCAGCCCCCGGGGGCCGCCGCCACGCGGUCGGGUCCCGGCACCGAGUCGGCGGCCCGCGCGGCCGCGCGCCGCCUCGGCCUGGCCCCCCCGCCUGGGGACGCCCCCCGCGCCGAGCUGGUGGCGCUCACGGCAGUGCAGAGCGAGCGGGGCGAGGCGGGCGGGGGCGGCUCCCCGCGCCGCCUCGGCCUCCUGGGCAGCCCCCUACCGCCGGGCGCGCCCCUCCCUGGGCCGGGCUCGGGCUCGGGCUCCGCCUGCGGCCAGCGCUCCUCUGCCGCGCACAAGCGCUACCGCCGCCUGCAGAACUGGGUCUACAACGUGCUGGAGCGACCCCGCGGCUGGGCCUUCGUCUACCACGUCUUCAUAUUUUUGCUGGUCUUCAGCUGCCUGGUGCUGUCCGUGCUGUCCACUAUUCAGGAGCACCAGGAACUUGCCAACGAAUGUCUCCUCAUCUUGGAAUUCGUGAUGAUCGUGGUGUUUGGCCUGGAGUACAUCAUCCGCGUCUGGUCCGCUGGAUGCUGCUGCCGCUACCGAGGAUGGCAGGGCCGCUUCCGCUUUGCCAGAAAACCCUUCUGUGUCAUCGACUUCAUCGUGUUCGUGGCCUCGGUGGCUGUCAUCGCUGCGGGCACGCAGGGCAACAUCUUCGCCACGUCUGCGCUGCGCAGCAUGCGCUUCCUGCAGAUCCUGCGCAUGGUGCGCAUGGACCGCCGCGGCGGCACCUGGAAGCUGCUGGGCUCGGUGGUCUACGCGCACAGCAAGGAGCUGAUCACCGCCUGGUACAUCGGGUUCCUGGUGCUCAUCUUCGCCUCCUUCCUGGUCUAUCUGGCCGAGAAGGACGCCAACUCCGACUUCUCCUCCUACGCCGACUCGCUCUGGUGGGGGACGAUCACUCUGACGACCAUUGGCUAUGGUGACAAGACACCCCACACAUGGCUGGGCAGGGUCCUGGCUGCUGGCUUCGCCUUACUAGGCAUCUCCUUCUUUGCCUUGCCUGCCGGCAUCCUUGGCUCUGGCUUUGCCCUGAAGGUGCAGGAGCAGCACCGUCAGAAGCACUUCGAGAAGAGGAGGAUGCCUGCAGCGAACCUCAUCCAGGCUGCGUGGCGCCUGUACUCCACCGACACGAGCCGGGCCUACCUGACGGCCACCUGGUACUACUAUGACAGUAUCCUCCCAUCCUUCAGAGAGCUGGCCCUCUUGUUUGAGCACGUGCAACGGGCCCGAAAUGGGGGCCUACGGCCCCUGGAGGUGCGGCGGGCGCCGGUCCCUGAUGGAGCGCCCUCCCGUUACCCGCCCGUUGCCACCUGCCACCGGCCGGGCAGCGCCUCCUUCUGCCCUGGGGAAAGCAGCCGGAUGGGCAUCAAGGACCGCAUCCGCAUGGGCAGCUCUCAGCGACGGACAGGCCCCUCCAAGCAGCACCUGGCCCCUCCACCGAUGCCCACCUCCCCAAGCAGCGAGCAGGUGGGCGAGGCUGCCAGCCCCACCAAGGUGCAGAAGAGCUGGAGCUUCAACGAUCGCACCCGCUUCCGGGCCUCCCUGAGACUCAAACCCCGCACCUCUGCUGAGGAGGGCCCCUCGGAGGAAGUGGCAGAAGAGAAGAGCUACCAGUGUGAGCUCACUGUGGAUGACGUCAUGCCUGCUGUGAAGACGGUCAUUCGCUCCGUCAGGAUCCUGAAAUUCCUGGUGGCCAAAAGGAAAUUCAAGGAGACACUGCGACCAUACGACGUGAAGGACGUCAUCGAGCAGUACUCGGCGGGGCACCUGGACAUGCUGGGCCGGAUCAAGAGCCUGCAGUCUCGGGUGGACCAGAUUGUGGGCCGGGGGCCGGGGGACCGCAAGGCCCGAGAGAAGGGAGACAAGGGACCCUCUGACACGGAGGCAGUGGAUGAGAUCAGUAUGAUGGGACGCGUAGUCAAGGUGGAGAAGCAGGUGCAGUCCAUCGAGCACAAGCUGGACCUGCUGUUGGGCUUCUACUCGCGCUGCCUGCGCUCUGGCACCUCGGCCAGCCUGGGCACCGUGCAAGUGCCGCUCUUCGACCCCGACAUCACCUCCGACUACCACAGUCCUGUGGACCACGAGGACAUCUCCGUCUCCGCACAGACGCUCAGCAUCUCCCGCUCUGUCAGCACCAACAUGGACUGAGGGGCUUCUCAGGGGCGGGGCAGCACACGGCCAGCCCCUGGGCCUGGCGCUCGGACCCGCCCUCUGAGGCCUCCGGACUCCUCUCUUACUUGAACUUGCUCCCUUGCGGGGAGAGAGGCCACAUGCAGUAUUGAGCUGUCUGGAUGGGCGAGAUACCCGCCGUGGGGGUGCCAGCGACCCGCCCCAUCUCAGGAGCGUGAGAUGCCAGGCCGCACGGAAGGCAGCAGCAGCAGGGGCUGCCCCGUGGCCUCUGAGCCCCCCAGUGCCCUGCCCGUUCCAUCAAGGCCCUGCAUGGCCCGCCUGGCAGGGGCACUGUCCCAGGAGUGGGGCGCUGGGGUCCUGGGCCCUGACCCAGCUUCCAGCUAUGCAAGGUGAGGUCUCUGGCCCGCCCUUCGGACAGAGCAGGGAAACCCUCCCGCCAAGUCCCCGCCCCACUUGGGGGUGGGCCCAAGGUGCCCAUAGGUACCCACAAGCAUAGGACCCUGCCACAAGGCAGUUGGGCACCAUAUAUGCAAACUAUGUUAAAUAUGCAACUCUGGGGACCCCCAUGGGGUCCCUCUGCCCCUCCCUCCUUGGAGAUGGGCCCCCAGCAAUAGCUGGUCUCAGGCUGCUUGGCCAUGACCCCUAUCCCUGUUCUUUGGCUUAUCACCUGCUCCUCACCCAGCAUGGGGCCUGUUUCUCCCUUGCCUCCCCAAGGGCAGUGCUUGGGCUUUUCUUCCCAUUCGCAGGUGUCCCCUCCCAGGGGCUCCUUCUUCCUGCUGGAUGUCCACUCCCCUCCUUGGCCCUCCAGACACCUUAUAGCACAAGUUUCUGUAUUUGCCUCCAAAUCUCCCAUGGACAGUGCUCCCAUGGUCACCCAAAGUUUCCCCGAACAUGCAGAAAGUCUCUCACACUCCCUGACACACACGAUCACACACACCUGGAGAUGUGUGCACACAGCCGUUCAGCCUUCCUGGGGCCUCUGCAGCUGAUGCCGGUAGCCUGGCCUUGCAGGGUAACGUCCACUAAGAGGAAGCCUGCCACUCCAUCCAAGUAGGAGAGGGAGCUCUGAAGUGACCCCAGGCCUCUCUAGGCCUCACCUCUGAGUUUUACCAGCUCCCUUUUCUCAAGAACAUCUACUUCUCACUGGUCCAAGAGCCCUAACUGCUGCUUCUGCUGCCCCCAAGGACCCUCCUUGGCGUCCCUACAGCACAGCUCAGGCCUAGACCACUGGGGGCUGGACAGCACUGGAAAGACCCCAGGCCCUUCUCCAGGGUGGUUAUCAGGCCUGCUUCCACUAGACUUGCCCCCUUCCUAGUCACUCUCCCUCCCUGAGAGAAUAUUAAUGCAUCUAGCCACUCCUACUUGGCAGGCACCAGCUGUGCAUCUGACACUCACAAGCUCUGUUUCCCCGCCUUCUGCACCUCACUCUUCACUUCAGUUGGCAGCCCCCCAUACUGGCAGACGUCCCCCCCUCCACUCCAGGCCCCCAGCACCUCUUUGGUAUCCUGACCCUUCUGACCCUCUUUUGCGAAGCCAAUGCAGGGAGCAGGAGCGUGAUGGGUAGUGGACCGAUGGUGAUCCUCUGUGGGGUGCCAGGGAACCAGGGGCUCAGGCCCAGCUGCCUGCAUCUCAUGACUGGGGACCUGCAUGCACCAGCGCCAGGGCUGGGGCUGGAUCCUGCUCAGCCCCAUGGUGCCCAGCCUCUGCCCCAACAUACCCUCUGCAUGUGACCAUCAUGCCCUGGAUGGAGCCUGUCCUGGCUCACCUCACCUGCACUGCACUGUCCCCCAGAGAGCCACCCUCUAACCCCUCAGAGACAGAGCUGUGGAGAGGGGCAGGAGAAUGGGAUUACCCUAUGACCAAAGGAGAUUUGGGAUGAAGCCCUCCCUCCUUCUACGAUCAAGGUCCCCCCACCAACCCAGUUCUUGGAUAUGCAAGUACCUCACUUUGUUAACUUAUUAACUUAUUGGUUUCAUUAAAGUUUUCAGUAGGA